GGUACUGAUCCUGCAUAUGAAGGAAUAUAUAACUGUGUGGUAAUGGACAUCACAGAAACUGACCAGACAAUUUAUGUGGGACUAUACAAUGGAGGAGGAGACAUCUCAAUACCUGGGGAACUGACAUUGGCGUCAGACAUCAAUGGAGCCAGUCCUCAGUUCACCCUCACCUGUAUCUCCACUGGUGGACCUGCUACCAAUGUCACUUGGACCAGAGACAAUAUCAAUAUCACUGGAGAG
Geodia barretti is the source of this 240-nucleotide messenger RNA. Lineage: Eukaryota; Metazoa; Porifera; Demospongiae; Tetractinellida; Geodiidae. The record is from the annotation of a GenBank genome assembly.